Cylicocyclus nassatus is the source of this 1587-nucleotide messenger RNA. Lineage: Eukaryota; Metazoa; Nematoda; Chromadorea; Rhabditida; Strongylidae. The record is from the annotation of a GenBank genome assembly.
UUUCAGAUGGCAACACGAGGUCGAGCAUCGGGAGGCAAACGUCCUGUUUUGCCAAACCUUGCACUUGCAGGCAAACGAGAGGAAAAGUCAAGUACACCAACACAACCGAAGAAAAGGAGAAGCGACCGAGGUGAACGGCGAGGUGGUCGUGGUCGGGGACGAGGCGGACACGGUGGGAAAGAUCGUCCAGCUCUAAUUGAAUCAGCUGGAAUCUUCUCUGAAGGAUUAAGCGGUGCUGACCCUGGCCAUCGAAAGAUCAAAGAUGAACCAGAUGUCAGCAUCACCCGGAUCAAAGAAGAGGUCAAAUCUGGAACAAUGCCUGGUGAAGGUUAUCAAGUCAGUUAUGAAGAAAUCUGGGAAAGUGAUGAGGAGGCCGACAUGCAAGAGCUCAGCGAGCUUUUCAGAGAGGGAUUUAUUUCCGAUUUAAAACAUGGAACUGUGCUGCCGCAUGUCCUUCCGCUAGAACUUCAACCACAAUUUGUUGAUCUCAUGCAUAAGGACGUGCAGCAAGGGAUACUGGAUGAAGAAGAUGAAGUGAAAGCUGAGAUAGAGUUGGAUAUCAAAGAUCACAUCUUACCAGAAGAAGGCGAUGAUCAAGAGACUGGAGAGAGUCGUGAGAGUCCAACUGGUAAAAGGAGCAGGAAGGCUGGUCGAAUACUCAAAAGUCUUGACAAAGAAACACGGGAAAAUGAUCUCUUCAUGAUCCAGCUUCCAAGCAUCUUGAAAGUCAUAAGUCAAGAAGCUCCAUCAGAAGACAAGCUCAUCUUCCCCAGUGAAAAAACAAAUGGUGAUACAAAGUUCAUGCACACCAAUGGUGCUAAUGCUUCUGAAAAGCCUACGGUAGAGCAGUUGAAGCUACCGGCUGGUCGCAAAAUUGGAAAACUUGUGGUGACACGAGGAGGUCGCGUGUAUCUCCGAGCCGGUGGUCACGUCAUGGAUGUAGCUCACACAGCAUCGGAGAAUCAGCAUCAGGGCGUUAUAAUGAUUGAGACGGCAAGAGACGUGCAUGCUAUGCAAAAUGGAUGUAGUCGGUUUGGGGAGCCAAUGUAUAGGGAUGGUACAAACGCUGUUUACUACUUGGGACAAGUACGACAUCAUUUGACCGCAUCUCUCGACUGGAAGCAACUUCGGCCAAUCGGAAUGGAAAAACCCUCAUCAGUGCCAACUGAAGCGAUGGUGUCCCCAUCGAGAACGGCCAAACCAGUGGACUUGGAGCGUAUGCAGCGAGAGCUUACUGAAAUACAGAAACAGAGAGUCGCUGAUAUGACGGCAGCCCUCAAGCGAUGGAACAUCUCCUAGCUUCAAAUGGUGUGAAGUACCACUUCGAUCUCCUUCACUGCGACCAAUGUGUCUUGUAAAAUUUUUUUUUUGUAUUUGUUUGCGCUAGGUUCUUUGCUUCAAUUCUUUCCCAUCAUUAAGGUGACUUUCCCCAUAGAGCUCUAUCUGUUUUUGUUAUAUGUGCAGUUGCCCGUCUGUUGACUUAUAAGAUUGUUAUUCUGUUAUGUAGGUUACCGUUAAACUUUCACUUCUGUGGUUUGAUUUUUGCUUGCUAUACUUUUGAUAUUUUUCGAAUUAGCUCGUUAGACC